CUCGUGUUUGGCAGACAUCACAUCACAUGUCUUCAGACGCGGCGAAGAGCGACGCAAAUGAGGUGACGGUCGCCGAAAAGGUGACCAAAUAUGAGCACUUUGUGAACGAUGUCUUGAGAGAGGACUUGAAGCGGGUUUUGCUCCGACAGGAACUCAUUUGCCAACAAAUGGCUCAAUACCUGCAACUGAAGGCUGUCUUCCAAGGCGUGCAACGGAACCGUUUAGUCGACGAUUGCGAAGACAAACCCCUGAAAAUGCAAACAGACAUCGGAUCCAACUUUUACGUCCAGACUGUCAUAGCGAAUCCGCGCAAAGUGUUUCUUAUGAUAGGAAUGGGUUUCUAUGUGGAGCUCACUCUCGAGGAAGCGCUCGCUUUUAUCGACAAAAGACAAACCCAUCUAAACGAAGAACUCAAUCAAUUAUCGACUCAAUCGUCGAAGAUUAAGGCAAACAUUAAUAGUGUUCACUUGUCUCUGCUAUUUGUGAUCGAGUUUUUCAUUGGUAUUGAUUGA
This is a messenger RNA of Oppiella nova, 512 nucleotides long. The record is from the annotation of a GenBank genome assembly. Lineage: Eukaryota; Metazoa; Arthropoda; Arachnida; Sarcoptiformes; Oppiidae.